ACGCGUCUCCCGUUUCUCAAGCAGCGGAACUCACUGCCCUGAAAGCUAAAGCCUCCCUCCCUUCCUCCCCUUUGAAAUUCUCGAGAUUUUCCCUCUCAUCGCCCGCUCUCAUUUACUACUUACCAGUUGCCUCUCUUUCGCCAUUUUACUCUCUCUCUAUUUCUUUCUUUUCACGUUACCACUUCCAAUCCCAUUUCAGUUUUCUUUUUAUUUCUCUCAAACCCUAAAAAGCCGCAUUCUGUGAACCCUAGCGCAGCCACAAACGCGCAACAGAAACCACAUUCUAUCCGAUCAUGGAAAUUAGUCCAGAGUUCCUAUCUCAAUGUUUUCUCCAUACUCUCUCUCCAGCACCGGAGCCACGACGCGCCGCCGAAGCCAAACUCUCCGAAGCUGCCGACCAACCAAAUUAUGCCCUCGCCGUUUUACGCUUAGUUGCUGAACCCUCCGUCGACGAGCAGAUCCGCCACGCUGCUGCCGUCAACUUUAAGAACCAUCUCCGCUCACGAUGGGCUCCAUCACCGGAGUCUUCCCUCUCCCCUAUCCUCGAUGCCGAGAAAGCUCAGAUCAAAACCCUAAUCGUUAGUCUCAUGCUCUCCUCGACUCCUCGCAUUCAGUCACAGCUCAGCGAAUCGCUUUCUCUCAUUGGCAAACACGAUUUCCCCAAAUCAUGGCCCACUUUGCUUCCGGAGCUAAUAUCCAACCUCCAUGCGGCCUCCGGCAAUAACGAUUACGUCUCCAUUAAUGGUGUACUCGGUACGGCUAACUCCAUCUUCAAAAAAUUCCGGUAUCAAUACAAAACUAACGAUCUCUUACUUGAAUUGAAGUAUUGCUUGGACAAUUUUGCCGCUCCAUUGUUAGAAAUUUUUCUAAGGACCGCCGGUUUAAUCGACUCAACGGUUAGCUCAGGUGGUGGCUCCCCUGUAACCCUAAAGCCGUUAUUUGAGUCCCAGAGGUUAUGUUGCAGGAUAUUUUACUCGCUGAAUUUUCAAGAGUUGCCUGAAUUCUUCGAGGACAACAUGGACAAGUGGAUGAAUGAAUUUAAAAAAUAUUUAACCACCAGUUAUCCUGCACUGGAGAGCACUGCGGACGGACUAGCUGUAGUUGACGACCUUAGGGCUGCAGUAUGUGAGAACAUUAGUCUUUACAUGGAGAAGAACGAAGAGGAGUUUAAGGGGUAUGUGGAAGGUUUUGCACUUGCUGUUUGGACUCUGUUAGGCAAUGUAUCCCAGUCUUCCACCCGGGACAGGUUAGCUGUUACAGCAAUUAAGUUUUUGACUACUGUUAGUACUAGUGUCCAACACAUUCUUUUUGCCAAUGAUGGGGUCAUCCCACAGAUUUGUCAAAGUAUUGUGAUUCCUAAUGUGCGGUUGAGGGAUGAGGAUGAGGAGCUCUUUGAGAUGAACUACAUUGAGUUCAUUAGGAGGGAUAUGGAAGGGAGUGAUCUUGAUACUAGGAGGAGGAUUGCAUGUGAAUUGCUUAAGGGGAUUGCUACAAAUUAUAGGGCACGGGUAACUGAAUUGGUUGCUGUUCAGAUUCAGAACUUGUUGAACUCAUAUGCUGCUAAUCCUGCAGCAAAUUGGAAGGACAAGGACUGUGCAAUUUAUUUGGUUGUUUCCCUUGCAACUAAGAAGUCUGGGGGCACAUCUGUUUCAACCGAUCUUGUUGAUGUUGAGAACUUUUUUGCACAAGUGAUAUUGCCUGAGUUGCGGAAUCAGGAUGUAAAUGGUUUUCCAAUGCUGAAGGCUGGUGCUCUCAAGUUCUUUACAGUAUUUAGGAGUUUGAUACCAAAGCCUCUGGCAGUUCAGUUGUUCCAAGAUUUGGUCCGGUUCCUGGGUGCUGAGUCUAAUGUAGUUCAUUCUUAUGCUGCAAGUUGUAUAGAGAAACUCUUGUUGGUCAAGGAUGAGGGAGGAAGGCCACGGUAUAAUUCCGCAGAUAUUGCUCCAUUUUUACAAGUGUUAAUGAGUAACCUCUUUAAUGCCCUGAAAUUUCCAGAGUCUGAGGAGAAUCAAUACUUGAUGAAGUGUAUCAUGCGGGUUCUGGGAGUGGCAGAAAUAUCCUCUGAGAUUGCUGCACCUUGCAUUGCUGGAUUGACCUCAAUCCUUAAUGAAGUUUGCAAAAAUCCCAAGAAUCCUAUAUUCAACCAUUAUCUCUUUGAAUCAGUGGCUGUUCUUGUAAGGCGUGCAUGUGAAAGGGACAUCUCUCUCAUCCCAGCCUUUGAAACCAGCCUAUUUCCCAGCCUCCAGAUCAUUUUAGCAAAUGAUGUCACUGAGUUCUUGCCUUAUGCAUUCCAGCUCUUGGCUCAACUUGUUGAAUUGAGUAGACCCCCAAUCUCGCCCAAUUACAUGCAGAUUUUUUCUCUUCUCCUGUCUCCUGAUUCAUGGAAGAGAAAUUCAAAUGUUCCAGCCCUUGUGCGUCUACUCCAAGCUUUCCUUCAGAAAGCACCGCAUGAGCUCAACCAAGAGGGGAGACUCAGCCAGGUGCUCGGGAUAUUCAACAGGCUUGUGGCAUCCCCAAGUACUGAUGAACAGGGUUUCUAUGUGCUUAACACUGUGAUUGAAAAUCUUGACUAUGGUGUCAUUGCUCCAUACAUGGUUCACAUCUGGAAUGCCCUAUUCACACGCCUGCAAAAUAAGCGAACUGUAAAAUUUGUCAAGUCUCUCUUGAUUUUUAUGUCACUCUUUCUGGUCAAGCACGGGUCUGUGAACCUUGUUGACACAAUGAAUGCAGUUCAACCCAAUAUAUUCUUGGUGAUUUUGGAGCAGUUUUGGAUUCCCAACGUUAAGCUAAUCACUGGACCCAUUGAAGUUAAAUUAGCUGCAGUUGCCUCAAGUAAACUUAUCUGUGAGUCUCCUUCCCUUUUGGAUGCUGCAGCUAGUAGACACUGGGGAAAAAUGCUGGAUAGCAUUGUUACCCUUCUCUCCCGGCCAGAAGAGGAUAGAGUUGAAGAUGAACCAGAAAUGCCAGAUAUUGCGGAAAAUGUGGGUUAUACUGCCACAUUUGUCAAUCUUUACAAUGCUGGGAAAAAGGAGGAAGACCCUCUUAAGGACAUAAAGGAUCCAAAGCAAUUUUUAGUUGCUUCACUGGCAAAUCUUUCUGCUCGUUCCCCUGGGAGGUAUCCCCAGGUCAUCAAUGAAAACCUUGAGCCAGCAAAUCAAACAGCAUUAUUGCAGCUUUGUACCACUUACAACUGCCCAAUUGUUUGAAAUCUUAUAUGAAGGAACAGAGGUCUGUUUUGUGGUCAAUUGGACAAGUAUUUUUCAACAUGCUUUUGUGAGCAGAUGGCAUGUUUUACUUUACGGUCGGUGGAUUUAGUCGGCUAAUUAUCUGUUUUUGCAACGUCACAAGGUCUCGUGCAGCGACAGUAUAGGGUCUUACGCGUGGCUUGGGGGAGUUUUACAUUGCUUAAGAGGAUAAUAUCCACAAUGGGCUUUUAUUGGAUUUUGUUGUAACAAAUCACUACCCUUGCUUUGGAGCGAACUAGCGAAGAUAUCACUUAGUUGUCAUGUCAGUGUAUUUCUAUGCCAUGCAUUUUUGUUUGGUCAUCGAGUUCAUGUAAAAGGAGGGGAAAAACAGUUCCUAGAGGGAGUCGGUUCAUUUUCUGUGUAGUUAAAAUUUGGUUGUUAUCUGUUGAAAAUUUUGGCAGUUAUUUGCA
This is a messenger RNA of Manihot esculenta (cassava), 3652 nucleotides long. Its product is annotated as exportin-2. The record is from RefSeq and is a predicted model, not a curated record. Lineage: Eukaryota; Viridiplantae; Streptophyta; Magnoliopsida; Malpighiales; Euphorbiaceae. Bases 294 to 3203 code for a protein of 969 amino acids. Gene Ontology annotation, molecular function: nuclear export signal receptor activity; small GTPase binding. The transcript has 2 exons. Gene Ontology annotation, biological process: protein export from nucleus; protein import into nucleus. Gene Ontology annotation, cellular component: nuclear envelope; cytosol.